ACUCAUAACAGAGGCAACAUCAAAUAAGAAAUUGGAGUUCACCGAAUAUUUGAUUUGAAAAUUGAAAUCAAAGACGCUUUUGGAAAAAAAAAUUGUAGUUAUGAUCAACUAAAUUCCUAUUGCACAUAUUCAUUGAAAAAUUCGUAAAAAAAAUAAAUAGUAAUGACCAUAGAAGCUGAACCACGUGGAAACAAUUCAGAAUCUCCUAUAAUAAUUGCUUGGAAGAACACCAAGGAUAAGACUGGCGGUUAUGCAAAAAUAACAAAGGAAGAUUAUUAUUCGGUGUUUCGUCUCAUCAAGAAAAUGUAACAUAUUCAAAUAUAACUAUAUGCUUUAUUAAUGUUGUUUAUUGUUGGGUGACUAAAAUUAUUUGACUUUUUAUUUUAGUUUUACGUUUGUAAAACAUUGAUGGGAAACUUUACAUGACACUCUUACAAAAUGUAGUUCCUAUAGUAAUUAAAUAAACAAAUUAUACUAUACAUCAUUAUCAAUUGACUAUUUUCCCUUACUAUGAAAAUGUAAAAUGGCAAGGGUAAGAAAUGUGUAUGUAACAAACGUGAACGUGGACUUCUUGUCCAGGCACAAGCUGAUUGCCUGGGUGAACAAAUAUCUGGAAACAGACUACAAAAAGGUAGAAGAAUUAUGUUCGGGAUCAGCUUACUGCCGACUAAUGGACAUACUGUUCCCUGAUUCAGUCCCCAUGAACAAAGUGAAGCUCUACACGGACGACAAGAAAGAUUACAUGCAGAACUUCAAGAUUCUGCAGUCGUGUUUCUUGAAGUUGUCAGUCAAUAAAACGGUGCCAAUCGAACGACUGAUAAGCGGAGGCUUCCGCGAGAACCACACGUUUUUGCAGUGGUUCAAGCUGUUCUUCGAUCUGAAUUAUAACGCAAUUAACCAGGUUUCCACACCGAAAUCCAGUCGGGUUGAAGAAGUCGGUGGUAGAUCUAAAGCAAAGUCUGCACGGCCCGCAACGUCUCGGCAAGCCAACAACAUCCAAACAUUGCACAAGCAAAUUUCUAAUCAGGAAGAGGUAAUUGAAGGACUGACUGUGGAAAGAGACUUUUACUUUGAGAAACUGAAGUCGAUUGAAGAUUUGUGUCGUCUUAAUGAAAAGGUACCUCUCACAAAGGAUAUUUUUAAGGUGUUGUACGCCUGCAAAGAAGGAUUCGCCAUUUACGACGACGUUGAUAGUUACAUGGAAGAAAUAAACCCUUGCCGCAAAAAUAAAAAUGCAUCUUGUAAACUGUAAUUAACAGAUAAUUUAUACACAUAUAUUUAUUAAUAUAUAAAUAUAUAAUUAAAAA
Aethina tumida (small hive beetle) is the source of this 1307-nucleotide messenger RNA. Its product is annotated as microtubule-associated protein RP/EB family member 1. Gene Ontology annotation, cellular component: microtubule organizing center; spindle midzone; microtubule plus-end. The coding region runs from base 524 to 1252 and encodes 242 amino acids. The record is from RefSeq and is a predicted model, not a curated record. Gene Ontology annotation, molecular function: microtubule plus-end binding. The transcript has 2 exons. NCBI's taxonomy places the organism in Eukaryota, Metazoa, Arthropoda, Insecta, Coleoptera, Nitidulidae. Gene Ontology annotation, biological process: regulation of microtubule polymerization or depolymerization; protein localization to microtubule plus-end; spindle assembly.